AUGCAAAACCAAAGUUUUGUAACUGAGUUUGUUUUUCUUGGACUUUCCAAGAACCCAUAUGCCCAGAAAGUCAUUUUUGUUGUAUUUCUGUGUAUCUACAUUGCAACUGUCUGUGGCAAUCUGCUGAUUGUGGUGACCAUCCGCAGCACUCCAGCUCUCCUGGGUUCCCCAAUGUACUUCUUCCUGUCUUUCCUGUCCUUCCUGGAUGCAUGCCAUACCUCUGCUACUACUCCCAAAAUGAUUAUAGACUGUCUCUAUGAGAAGAAAACCAUCUCCUUUGGAGGGUGUAUGACACAGGUCUUUGCUGUGCAUUUUCUUUCAGGGACAGAGGUGAUUGUUUUAACAGCCAUGGCCUAUGACAGGUAUGUGGCCAUCUGCAAGCCCUUGCACUAUUCUUCCAUCAUGAACUCAAGGCUCUGUGGCAUUCUGAUUGCAGUAGCCUGGACAGGGGGAUUUCUGCAUUCAAUCAUUCAAAUUCUCUUUACUUUUCAGCUACCCUUUUGUGGCUCCAAUGUCAUGGAUAACUUUAUGUGUGACUUGUACCCAUUAUUGAAACUUGCCUGCACUGAUACGUAUGUCUUCGGUCUUUUGGUGGUGACAAACAGUGGAUUCUUCUGUAUCCUCAUCUUCUCCAUGUUGCUUGUGUCCUAUAGUGUCAUCUUGUUCUCCUUGAGAAAACACAGCACUGAAGGCCAGAGGAAAGCCCUCUCUACUUGUGGAGCUCAUAUUGCUGUUGUAGUUUUGUUCUUUGUUCCAUGUAUAAUUGAGUAUGCACGGCCUCCGUCUAAUUUAUCCUUUGACAAAAUAUUGGAGGUCUUCUACACUGUCCUAACUCCUCUACUUAAUCCUUUGAUUUAUACUUUCAGGAAUAAGGAAGUAAAAAGUGCCAUAAGGAGACUUUGGAACAAAAUAAUAUUUGUGUCGGUUGAGAAGUAA
This is a messenger RNA of Suncus etruscus (white-toothed pygmy shrew), 936 nucleotides long. Its product is annotated as olfactory receptor 4C15-like. NCBI's taxonomy places the organism in Eukaryota, Metazoa, Chordata, Mammalia, Eulipotyphla, Soricidae. Gene Ontology annotation, biological process: G protein-coupled receptor signaling pathway. Gene Ontology annotation, molecular function: olfactory receptor activity; G protein-coupled receptor activity. The record is from RefSeq and is a predicted model, not a curated record. The transcript has a single exon. The coding region runs from base 1 to 936 and encodes 311 amino acids. Gene Ontology annotation, cellular component: membrane.